GGUUUAUUUUCUCAACUAAUUAAUUUACCAGUUCAUUCAUUGUUCGUUUUGCAAUUGUAUAUUGUUUGAACUUUUUAAUGUAGUUCGCUUAAUAUAUAACAAUGGAUCACGUUAUCUGUGAAUUUUUAAUUUUAUAGAAUAAUCGUAAAAGUGCAUUCAUAUUAUUACCUAUUUUCUUAUCGAAAAUACUACUUUUUUUUUCCGAUUCAACAAUUUUCAUCAGCCAUACGGAAAUUUUAUCUAUCACUCUUUUCACACGCAGCAUCGACUUCCGUUUUUGUACCUAUAUUUAUAGCACAACUUUUGUUCGAUAAAUGAUCGAUGAACCUGACUUGACCUGAUUUGAUAGCUUCAUUUUUUUGCAUUUAUCAUCAGUAUUAACUUGCCCGUGUAAACAUGUACAAGCAUAGGAUCGGCUUUGCCUUGCAACGGCACUGCAAGUUGCCUGUUUGUCUCAGAUUGAAACACGAUUCGAAUCAACCGCCAUCGGAACCGGGCAACUACUAUGAUCCCGACACUAUAAACGAAAACCCAAUGCAUAGGGUUAAAAGGUUUUUAAAAAGGGAUUUGAAUCAAUUGGUGUCAACAUUUAACGAUCCCUUCAAUCAGUAUGAAGACAGUAAAUUGUUUCCAAAGACUGUAGAUUUAUUGAUUGUCGGUGGGGGUGCAAUCGGUUCAUCGAUCGCUUAUUGGAUACAAAAUAAGGUCAGAGACGGACUUUCGAUUGUUGUCGUGGACAAAGAUUUAUCGGUAAACAAUAAUCAUAUGACUCCAGAUGAGUAUUCUAAAGCUUCGUCGGCGCUUUCGGCAGGAGGAAUUCGACAACAGUUUUCAUUGAAAGAAAAUAUACAACUAUCCAUGUACAGUGCUCAGUUUCUGCGCGAAAUCAAAACCCACUUGACCAUUCCAGAAAAUGAUCCGCCCGAAGUCAGUUUUAAUCCAUCCGGGUACUUAUAUUUGGCAUCGGAGAAAGGCGCCGAUACAAUGUUACAAAAUCACAAAGUUCAAAAGGACGCAGGAGCUAGAGUGGAACUCCUAUCACCGGAUAUUAUGAAAAAAAGAUAUCCCUGGUUGAACACCGAAGGCAUUGUACUCGGGAGCCUCGGCACAUUGAACGAAGGAUGGUUUGACUCCUGGUCAAUGUUGGAAGCAUUUAAAAAAAAAGCCAAAUCGCUCGGUACGUAUUAUGUCGAAGGGGAAGUUGUUGAUUUCGGUUUCAAAGUCGAUCCCAGCAUAGUAACUGAAAACGAUCCUAAUAAAGAAUAUGAAGGAAUUAACAGCGUAAAGGUGAAGUUACCAAACGGCGAAUUCCAACAAAUUGUGUUCGCGUUAUGCAUAAUAGCGGCCGGUGCCGACUCAGGAAAGGUUGCUCGGAUGGCAAAAGUAGGAACUGGAGAUGGAUUUUUGUCAACCCCUUUGCCUGUUGAACCACGCAAACGAUUCGUCUACUGCAUCCAUGCUCCAAAAGGGCCGUCAAUAGCACCGAUGGUCAUUGAUCCAUCUGGAUUUUAUUUUAGGCCUGAUGGAUUCGAUAACCAUUAUAUUUGUGGCAAGUCGCCAGACGAUGAGAACGAGCCAAGCACAUCAAAUCUAGACGUCGAUCAUGAAUACUUUGAAAAAGAAAUCUGGCCACUUCUCGCUCAUAGAGUGCCUGCAUUCAAUGAAGCCAAAGUAAAAAGCAGUUGGGCCGGUUAUUACGACUAUAAUUGGUAUGAUCAAAAUGCUAUCGUUGGAGCACAUCCAAGUUACUUUAAUUUGUUUCUUGCCACCGGUUUCAGCGGACACGGUAUACAACAAGCACCAGCGGUAGGAAGGGCCGUAAUGGAAAUGAUCACCGAUGGCGGCUUCAUAAAUAUUGAUCUUACGAAAUUCGGUUUCGGUCGUUUGAUCGCUGAAAAGCCAUUGUACGAAAAGAAUGUCAUUUAACGAGCAAUUUGUCAUUUACUUUGGACGGAAUGUAACUAGUUGCGGACCGUUUGAAACGUUUAAAAUUCGAUUUCACGUUGAAAUUUUUGUACAGAAAUAUCAAAAUGAACAACAUGUAAAUAGUAGCGAUAGUAAAUUCUCGAGGCAUGUGACAGGUUUCAACACCGUAUUGAUUGGCAGUGAACUGUGCCUAAAAUAAAAUCAAAAAAAAAAUUAUAAAACAUACUU
Molecule: messenger RNA, 2154 nt
Organism: Adelges cooleyi (spruce gall adelgid)
Lineage: Eukaryota; Metazoa; Arthropoda; Insecta; Hemiptera; Adelgidae
Product: FAD-dependent oxidoreductase domain-containing protein 1-like
Exons: 9
Coding region: 397-1926 (509 amino acids)
Cellular component (GO): cytoplasm
Molecular function (GO): oxidoreductase activity
Source: RefSeq, a predicted model, not a curated record